AUGCCUCAACUGGGCCGUGCUGAUAUUGUGCCUCGGGCCUUCCAGGCUCCUUCCUGGAUGAUGAACUGCUUCUCAUCCAAGGCCGAGGACCGGCUCUUCAGGAAACUGUUCAGGAGAUACAACCAGUUCAUCCGACCGGUGGAGAACGUCUCUGACCCCGUCACCGUCGAAUUCGAGGUCUCCAUCUCGCAGCUGGUCAAAGUUGAUGAGGUGAAUCAGAUAAUGGAAACAAAUUUAUGGCUCAGACAUAUUUGGAACGACUACAAGCUGCAGUGGAUGCCGGUGGAGUUCGACGGGAUUGAGUUCAUCCGAGUUCCAUCGAACAAGAUCUGGAGACCCGACAUCGUGCUCUACAACAACGCCGUAGGGGAUUUCCUGGUGGAAGAUAAGACCAAGGCUCUCCUGAAGUUUGAUGGUACCAUUACCUGGGUUCCUCCAGCUAUUUUCAAGUCCUCCUGCCCCAUGGACAUCACCUACUUCCCCUUCGACUAUCAGAACUGCUCCAUGAAGUUCGGCUCCUGGACUUAUGAUAAAGCCAAGAUUGACCUGGUACUUAUUGGGUCUAAGGUGAAUCUGAAAGACUUCUGGGAGAGCGGCGAGUGGGAAAUCAUCGACGCUCCGGGCUACAAGCACGACAUCAAGUACAACUGCUGCGAGGAGAUCUACCCGGACAUCACCUACUCCUUCUACAUCCGGCGCCUGCCCCUCUUCUACACCGUCAACCUCAUCAUCCCCUGCCUCCUCAUCUCUUUCCUCACGGUGCUGGUUUUCUAUCUCCCGUCCGACUGCGGAGAGAAGGUCACGCUCUGUAUCUCCGUCCUGCUCUCCCUCACUGUCUUCCUGCUCGUGAUCACCGAGACCAUCCCCUCCACCUCGCUGGUCAUCCCGCUCAUCGGCGAGUACCUGCUCUUCACCAUGAUCUUCGUCACGCUCAGCAUCGUCAUCACCGUGUUCGUGCUCAACGUGCACUACCGCACGCCGAUGACCCACACCAUGCCGGAGUGGGUGCGCUCCGUGUUCCUCCGGACGCUGCCGAGGAUCAUGCUGAUGCGGAGGCCGAUUGACCACGACGGCAAGCCGGAGGGGUUGGAUGGCAGUGGGGAGGCAGGAGGAGCCGGAGGGGGAGGAGGAGGUGGAGGAGGUGGAGGAGGGAGAGGAGGGAAAAGAGGGAAAGGAGGGAAGAAACGGAAGAAUAGCUUGAUGCAGGUCGGAGGAGGCUCUCUCAACUGUCUGGAGUUCGGGGACAGUAAGUUCUCGUCCGUGGACGGCUGCACGGGUAAGAAAUACCCUUGCCCCUGCAAGCAUGGGAAGGAGACCCCGGAAACACCAGACGUGGGGACGAUAACGCGUCAGCUGAGGCCUCAGAGCAUCAACACCGUGGUGGCCUUCUCCGUGGUGUCACCGGAGAUCAAACAGGCGAUCGACAGCGUCAAGUACAUCGCGGAGAACAUGAGGAGUCGCAACAAGGCCAAAGAAGUGGAGGACGAAUGGAAGUACGUUGCCAUGGUGAUCGAUCGGAUCUUCCUGUGGGUGUUCGUGACGGUGUGCUUCCUGGGAACCGUGGGCCUCUUCUUCCAGCCUCUCCUUAGUUUUUUCUCAUAACUGCCAGACCGAUUCAGGGUCCGCCGUCGACCAAUCCUGAGCGAGCUACUAACUCUCGGUUCUCGGAUUGGCCAAUCAGAAGACAUUUGUAGUCCUAAAGGACUAUUUGGUGUGCUGGUUUUGCUUCUUGCCUUUUGCAUAGAGCAGUGAUAUUAGACAAAUGGAAGUUUUCAGACCGGCUGAUAAACUGCUCAAGAGAUACAAAAGGUUAUAAUGCCUUCAUUUUUAUGCCCUUUAAGAAUGCUUUUUAUUUUUAUUUUUUACCAGAAACUGGACUCUGCCUUUCUGAUAACCUUCACAAAAAUAAGGUUUUAUAAUGUAGUCUCAAAAUGUGUUCAUUCAUUAUUUUUGUAUCAU
Pseudoliparis swirei is the source of this 1959-nucleotide messenger RNA. It is a transcript of the gene chrna6, whose product is annotated as cholinergic receptor, nicotinic, alpha 6. The record is from RefSeq and is a predicted model, not a curated record. Bases 1 to 1602 code for a protein of 533 amino acids. Lineage: Eukaryota; Metazoa; Chordata; Actinopteri; Perciformes; Liparidae. Gene Ontology annotation, cellular component: postsynaptic membrane; synapse; neuron projection. Gene Ontology annotation, molecular function: acetylcholine-gated monoatomic cation-selective channel activity; transmembrane signaling receptor activity. Gene Ontology annotation, biological process: nervous system process; regulation of membrane potential; signal transduction. The transcript has 8 exons.